AUGAGCGAUGCAAUGACAAAGCUAGUGAAUGAGCUUGUUAAUGGAAACAUCAAGCAGAAGCUGUAUGAUUCUCUGAAGAUCAAGCUCUUCAGACUGUUGAAGCUCACUCAUCUUUAUUACUCAAACAGACCAACGCUAGACGACCCGAUUAAACGUCUUAUCUCUGAAUUCAAUAAGCUGAGAGGCGAAGUCGCACUUGGGAACAACAACCCAGAGUUGAUCGAGGAGCUCAAGCAGAUAACAAUCGAUCUGCACGAGAACAAACUUAUUAGUCCAAGUGAUUUCCAAGCCAUGAUGACUCAUCUCUGA
Messenger RNA from Plasmopara halstedii, 309 nucleotides. RefSeq lists its product as uncharacterized. NCBI's taxonomy places the organism in Eukaryota, Oomycota, Peronosporomycetes, Peronosporales, Peronosporaceae. The transcript has a single exon. Bases 1 to 309 code for a protein of 102 amino acids. The record is from RefSeq and is a predicted model, not a curated record.